Phyllostomus hastatus (greater spear-nosed bat) is the source of this 4297-nucleotide messenger RNA. It is a transcript of the gene CHRNB2, whose product is annotated as cholinergic receptor nicotinic beta 2 subunit. Gene Ontology annotation, biological process: nervous system process; chemical synaptic transmission; regulation of membrane potential. NCBI's taxonomy places the organism in Eukaryota, Metazoa, Chordata, Mammalia, Chiroptera, Phyllostomidae. Gene Ontology annotation, molecular function: transmembrane signaling receptor activity; acetylcholine-gated monoatomic cation-selective channel activity. The record is from RefSeq and is a predicted model, not a curated record. The transcript is spliced from 6 exons. Gene Ontology annotation, cellular component: neuron projection; postsynaptic membrane; synapse. The coding region runs from base 1791 to 3119 and encodes 442 amino acids.
GGAGAGCAGUCAAGACGGGCGGCUGUGGGAAAAGCUAGAUGUUGCCUGCCCUCUGCUCCCCCAAACCAGCCCCUCUGCUUUUCCCCAGUUCAUAAAAGCCCAGCUCAGCAAGUCAGUAUCUAGCCAAGCAGCUUUCCAACAAACCCUAGACCAUGAGACGAGAAACAGAUCACCUCACUGCAAUCACACGGAUGUGAAAAAGACUACAGAUCACUUUCAGGUUAGCUAGGGAAGGAGGGAUUAAAAACUAGAUUGUAUCUGCAGAACCUAAAAGGGAAAAGGUAGCAGGAAGAAUUUCCACACCCCACAGGACCCCUCAAAGGCCCCUUCUCCCCACCUCUCCCUUGGGAACCUGCCACCCUCUUCGUCCAGGCGUAGGCUGGAGGGCUCCACAUGGCAGGCUGGGAGAAAGAAGCCUACGCUGCUAACAUUCCCAGCAUUCCUGAGCCAUGGUGCCAAAGGCGGCCUGACCAGACUCCCCCUCUGCCUAAACUGAGGGGGCCAGUUCAGACCAAGCUUCCUUUACAGGGGCCACAGAGCCUAGCUGAGAACCUUCUAAGUUAACUUCCUUUCAGAGACAAAGAUAGUGGGUGGCCUCUGGCAACUGGAAGGGCAGCUAGAAUGGGGCACACCUACCCUUAAGGAAUUAGAAAUUUCAUUCAGGAACAAAAUUAACCCCUGAGGUUUCCACACAUGCCAAGGAAACCAUAUCCACCUUCACUGGGGGUGUGAGCUCUGCCAGGGCUCUAACCCUCGAUGCUGAGGGAAAACAAAAUAAAGACGCUCAAGUCUUCACCUAAGCCACACCUAGUCCUCCAGUCUCAACUUUCUGCUUUAGUAAGAAGAAAGGUGGUGGGGUGGGUGGGGUGGGGAUGGAAGAAGGAAAAAGUUGGACUCAUGAGUUUUGGUGGGGUGCCACCCCAUCCCAUCUGAGGCCUGCCUCACCAAACCUUGACCUGGUUUGAUGGAGGAAAGAGAUAGAAAACAGGAACCAGGUAAAAUGAAUUCCGGCCCCAAAGCACUUCACAACUCACAAGCCUCUGUUUCCCCAGACUAAUCCCAUUCACAGUCUGCCUGCCUGGAUAAGGGACUGCCCUCUGGCUCCGUAACCAGUGCUCCAGCUGGGCGAACGCUACCGCAGCAGUUAGCGCCAGCCACUCUAAGGGCUGCACCACGCAGUAUCAGAUCUUCCUGGGUUACCAGAGGCCAACUGUCUUCAAGGGACAUAUGAGGGUGGACUGGGCGGGAGACAUGUAAGCGUCUCCCAGUCCUGCAUGCCUAGGGUGGAACGAUGUUCACUGAGGAGAAAAGGAAUGUUACUGUUUAGAAUGGGACAGCCCUCAAACAUGACCAACCACCAUUACUGGGAAAGGCAACAAACAACCCAGGACAAUCGGAUAUCCACAGGGAACGGGAGGGGAGUGGCAGAUCUGCUACCAGCUGGGGCAAAGGAGAGUUAGAGGUUACACCAGAAUAAAAGGGAAUCCAAAGGAAAGGAAGAAGAGUCAGGGUACUGCAAACUACCACUUGGUGAGAUUCGGAGAGCAAAGAGGGGCUGCACGAGAGACGCGUGGGCAGGGAUCCCACAGGUGGCAACGUCGUAAGUUAAAGGUACUACUGAGAAGGGGGCAUCACCGAAACGUGCAGAGUUCCAGCCAAGUCGUUCCAGCUCAGGAGUCUGGGGUACGGAUACAGAGGAGCGGCUGGUGGAGCAUCUCCUGGAUCCUUCCCGCUACAACAAGCUCAUCCGCCCAGCCACAAAUGGCUCUGAGCUGGUGACAGUCCAGCUUAUGGUCUCACUGGCCCAGCUCAUCAGUGUGCACGAGCGGGAGCAGAUCAUGACCACCAAUGUCUGGCUCACCCAGGAAUGGGAGGAUUAUCGCCUCACUUGGAAGCCUGAGGAGUUUGACAACAUGAAGAAAGUUCGACUCCCUUCCAAACACAUCUGGCUCCCAGAUGUGGUCCUGUACAACAAUGCGGACGGCAUGUAUGAGGUGUCCUUCUAUUCCAACGCCGUGGUCUCCUACGACGGCAGCAUCUUCUGGCUGCCACCGGCCAUCUACAAGAGCGCCUGCAAGAUCGAAGUAAAGCACUUCCCGUUUGACCAGCAGAACUGUACCAUGAAGUUCCGCUCGUGGACCUACGACCGCACGGAGAUCGACCUGGUGCUCAAGAGUGAUGUGGCCAGCCUGGACGACUUCACACCCAGUGGCGAGUGGGACAUCGUGGCGCUGCCCGGCCGGCGCAACGAGAACCCGGAGGACUCCACUUACGUGGACAUCACCUACGACUUCAUCAUCCGCCGCAAGCCGCUGUUCUACACCAUCAACCUCAUCAUCCCCUGUGUGCUCAUCACCUCCCUGGCCAUCCUCGUCUUCUACCUGCCGUCCGACUGCGGCGAGAAGAUGACACUGUGCAUCUCUGUGCUGCUGGCUCUCACCGUCUUCCUGCUGCUCAUCUCCAAGAUCGUGCCGCCCACGUCCCUGGACGUGCCGCUUGUGGGCAAGUACCUCAUGUUCACCAUGGUGCUCGUCACCUUCUCCAUCGUCACCAGUGUGUGCGUGCUCAACGUGCACCACCGCUCGCCCACCACACACACCAUGGCACCCUGGGUCAAGGUCGUCUUCCUGGAGAAGCUGCCCACGCUACUCUUCAUGCAGCAGCCUCGCCGCCACUGCGCCCGCCAACGCCUGCGCCUUCGGAGGCGCCAGCGCGAGCGCGAGGGCCCCAGGACCCUCUUCUUCCGCGAAGCCCCUGGGGCCGACUCCUGCACGUGCUUUGUCAACCGCGCGUCGGUCCAGGGCUUGGCUGAGGCCUUUGGGGCAGAGCCCGCGCCGGCAGCUGUCCCGGGGCGCUUGGGGGGGCCGUGUGGCUGUGGCCUCCAGGAGGCGGUGGACGGUGUGCGCUUCAUCGCGGACCACAUGCGCAGCGAGGACGACGACCAAAGCGUGAGUGAGGACUGGAAGUAUGUUGCCAUGGUGAUCGAUCGCCUAUUCCUUUGGAUCUUUGUCUUCGUCUGUGUCUUUGGCACCAUCGGAAUGUUCCUACAGCCUCUCUUCCAAAACUACACCACGGCCACCUUCCUCCACGCAGACCACUCGGCUCCCAGCUCCAAGUGAGGCCCCCCCGGCUACGUGCUCCUUCGCCCCUUUGUCCUCUGUCGUUCAGUAGUUUCGGGUGGAGGUGGAUGAGCGACCAGGAAAGGGUCGCUGCCCACAAAGAUCCAUUCCUUCACAUCGCCUGGAGCCCCUGCCCCCGCACCGCAGCCCACACGCAGCCAGCUCCAGCUGGGGGCUGGGCGGGCCGCUCUUCUCUUGCACCAGCCCAGGGAGAGUGCUGCUGGUCGAGGACAGAAGCGGAGAAGAAGAGGACGGAGACGUCUGAGACUUCCAGCCUGAGGACAGUGCCAAGGGGAAGGGGCCGAGAAGGGACAGAAUCAUCUGUUGCCUCCCAAUCUUGGGAAGGGACGUGGGGAGGAGGAACAGGGGCUCCGACCCUGUGAUAGGCUGGCUGGACCUGAGGCAGCUCAGAAGGGAGGAGCAAGAGCGGCCUGGACUUGACCUGACACCUGCCCCCGCCCCAGUGGACAGCAGCUGGGCAGAGGGUCCUGCCAAGAGGGUCAGCCUCCUGGAGGGAAGCUUCCAGCCCAGCCCCACAGCCCCUUGCUCCUGAGGGGUCCAGAGCCCAGCCCCAGUUCCCCUUCUCCAGUGACGAAUUCUCACACCCCCUGGGUUUUUCUUCCUUUCCUGCCUGGCCCGGGUGUGGUGGGCAAGGCUGGGCAUUGGGGAGCCUCUGAGUUUUGAGUCUUUGCAUGACCUGCUUGGAGCCUGAGGUCAUGUCCACAGGCUGUUUUUCAUCCCAGCUGAACUGACCGUUUGUUUGUAGUAAAUGAAGGGAGGAUGUUAGCUGUAAGCAGACCCGGCCUUUUUGCCCGAAGCGGAGCCGGCUGCAGAGCGAGUGGCCACAUCAGCGCUGCUCCUGCUCCGCCCUUCCCUUCAGGGCUCCAUCCUUUCUGCUUGUGCCCACCCACUGCCACCCCCCCACCAACCCAAACCUGAGCAAGGCUGCAGUGGGACGGGGCUGCUGCUGCCAGCAGCGCCCCUGAAAGCAUCCUGUCCUGCGAGUCCCCGGAGGCCGUAUUCUGACACUGCUCCCAGGGGACAGCUGGAGGCCACCUGGCCUGUUAGCAUAGGAAAGAGACCUGUUAUGAGAUCUUCUGUCCCUGUCCCUGCUACAUGACGGGCUCUGAUUUAUGGUCCCAGCCUGUGCUCAGUGCUGGGCCAGCAGGUGGCCAGUC